CCUUCGAAUCUUCGAUCCUCAAGUCAUCGAAUCUUUUUGUUGCCUCAGGUCUUCAUUUCUACUUUUAAUCCCUUUCCCCAAACACUGAAGAACCUCAGCCGACAACCAUGGCUUCCUUUACCUCCCUGAAAAGUUCCUCACCGUUGAUCCACCGUCUCUCCUUGAUCCAUCAACGGCUCCAAAUCCGUCAAUCCUCCUCGUUGCCGCUGAUCAAUUCUUCAAACAUCAAAUCUAAUGAUAAAGAGGACUCCGUUUCCAGCUCUUUUCUGAAAUGGAUCUCGACGAUCGCAAUUGGUUCGAGCUUAGGCUUAGUUUGCUGGUAUUCUGUUUCAGCUUCCGAUUCGAGUUCUGGUUUUUUCAAUAAACGUUUUUUGUCUUUCGCUGAUUGGUCCAAGGAAACUGCUGGAUCUGCUGUUGACGGUUCAGAAAACGCAUUUCGUAAACUAUCACUCCCUAGCUAUAGCUCUAAGUUCAUUUUCGGAGAGGAGUAUAGAAGAAAGGUUUUCUUUAACUAUGAGAAGCGGUUAAGAUUGCGGAGUCCACCUGAGAAGGUUUUUGAGUAUUUUGCCUCAGUUCGAACUUCAGAAGGAGAAUUACUCAUGACACCGGCUGAUCUAAUGCGGGCAGUUGUACCUGUUUUUCCUCCUUCUGAAUCCCACCUUGUUCGAGAUGGAUAUUUGACAGGGGAAAGGAGUCCGGGCGAGCUACACUGUGAUCCUUCGGAACUUUUCAUGCUUUUUGAUACGGACACUGAUGGACACAUCUCUUUCAAGGAGUAUAUAUUUUUCAUAACAUUACUGAGCAUCCCCGAGUCAAGUUUUUCCAUAGCGUUCAAAAUGUUUGAUACAGACAACAAUAAGGAGAUUGAUAAGGAAGAAUUUAAGAAAGUGAUGGCUUUGAUGCGAGCUAAUAACAGACAAGGGGCAGUCCACAGGGAUGGGCUUCGCACUGGGUUAAAAGUUACUGGUUCUGUGGAAGACGGAGGUCUGGUUGAGUACUUCUUUGGAAAAGAUGGAAAUGCACGCCUUCAACAUGGUAAAUUUGUUGAAUUCAUGCGAAUGUUGCAGGAUGAGAUGCUGAGAUUGGAGUUUGAUCAUUAUGACUACAAGGCCCGAGGAAGCAUAUCAGCCAAGGAUUUUGCUUUAUCGAUGGUUGCUUCUGCUGAUAUGAGUCAUUUAGAUAGGUUACUUGAGCGGGUUGAUGAACUAAACAAUGAGCUAAAUCUUCGGGAGAUUCGGAUCAACUUGGAUGAAUUCAAACAUUUUGCUAAGCUACGUAGAAAAUUGCAGCCAUUUUCGUUGGCUGUUUUCAGUUAUGGGAAAAUUAAUGGUCUACUGACAAAGGAUGACUUCAAACGAGCAGCAUCUCACGUCUGCGGCAUAUCACUUACAGACAACAUUGUCGAGAUCAUCUUCCAUGUGUUUGACACCAAUCGUGACGGGCAUUUAAGCUCAGAUGAGUUCGUUAGAGUUUUACUUAAACGAGAACGGGACAUUGCUCAACCUGUCGAGUCAGGAAUACUUGGACUUCUAUCUUGUUGCUGGCACUGUUCAAAAAAUAGCUCCAUUGGGCAAGUGAUCACCUAAUCUAUCUCCAUAUAACCUAAAUGGUUGAAACCAUUCUAUCUGUCGUUGUCGGCUGGACUUGAUACUUGCGAGUUGAAGCUGGGAAAUUAGCUCACAGUGCUAUAUAGUGGGUUAGUUAACCUUGCGGCUAUGUCCGAUCUCCUAACCGCAUUGUGCCGGUCAUUAACUGAUCUGGGUACAUCUGCAGAAAGAUCUAGUGAUUGAUAUCUCUUUGACAUUAGAAGCAGAUGCAAAAUCACGGUAAGAUGUUGGUGCGAGUUAGUUUUUAUGUUCUACAUUACCUGGAUAUGUUACUGAAUACUUAUAACCCCGUUUUGGGUUCCCUUUAUGUA
This is a messenger RNA of Hibiscus syriacus, 1918 nucleotides long. Its product is annotated as calcium uptake protein, mitochondrial-like. The record is from RefSeq and is a predicted model, not a curated record. Gene Ontology annotation, molecular function: calcium ion binding. The transcript has 7 exons. Gene Ontology annotation, cellular component: uniplex complex. NCBI's taxonomy places the organism in Eukaryota, Viridiplantae, Streptophyta, Magnoliopsida, Malvales, Malvaceae. Gene Ontology annotation, biological process: calcium import into the mitochondrion; mitochondrial calcium ion homeostasis. The coding region runs from base 108 to 1586 and encodes 492 amino acids.